AUGCAACCUCACGAACAUAUACAAAUCAAGGAGUCUUUCCUCGUUGGAAAAGCUUUGUUGAAUUUUACAUCGGUUUUUGUUUCGCUUGGGGUGUUUUUAUUUGGUUUUGAACAAGGGUUAAUGUCGUCAUUAAUCACAAACAAUUAUUUUAAAGUUUAUUAUCAUGAUCCACCACCAGCAGCAAUUGGUAUCAUGAUUGCAAUUCUUGAAAUUGGUGCAUUAUUUUCAUCUUUUAUUGCAGGUAGAGUAGGCGAUUUAGUUGGUAGAAAGAAAACCAUCCGGUAUGGAUCUUUUAUUUUUGUGGUUGGUGCCUUGAUUCAAUUUUUAUCUCCCAAUAUCUUCGUCUUGAGUGGUGGGAGGUUAAUUGGUGGUGUUGCUAUUGGAUUCCUCACGACAAUUGUCCCUUGCUACCAAUCAGAAAUCAGUCCACCUACUGAUAGGGGAUUUUAUGCGUGUGCUGAAUUCACCGGAAAUAUUAUUGGAUAUGGUGCUAGUAUUUGGGUUGAUUACGGGUUUUCAUUCUUGGAAAGUGAUGCUAGUUGGAGAAGUCCUCUUUUUGUACAAUUCGCAAUGGGAGUUUUACUUUGGUUGGGAACUUUUGUUAUUGUGGAAACACCACGGUGGUUGUUGAAUCAUGAUCAUGAUUUGGAAGGUAUGAUUGUUAUUGCAGACAUGUAUGCCGAUGGUGACGUUGAAGAUGAACACGCAAAAAACGAAUACAGGAACAUCAAGGAAAGCGUAUUGAUUGAUAGGAUCGAAGGUGGUGAAAGAUCGUAUCAAUAUUUGUUCAAACGAUACGCCAAGAGAUUAUCGGUUGCCUGUUUUGGCUUAUUGUUUAGUCAAUUGAAUGGGAUCAACUUGAUUUCUUAUUAUGCACCCAUGAUUUUUGAAAGUGCUGGUUGGGUUGGUAGAAAGGCUAUCUUUAUGACCGGUAUCAAUGCCAUCAUUUACAUCUUGAGUACCAUUCCACCAUGGUACUUGGUCGAUUCAUGGGGCAGAAAACCUUUAUUGAUGCUGGGUGCAUUGUUGAUGGGUAUUCCACUCUACUUGGCUGGGUAUUCAUUGCACUUGAAUAAUGACUAUACCGCAGCUGUUGUCGUUGCAUGCAUCAUAAUAGCCAAUGCUGCAUUUGGUUAUUCCUGGGGUGGUAUUGGAUGGCUCUUGCCCUCGGAGAUUUUACCCCUUCCAGUAAGAUCUAAAGGCGCGGCAAUUGCAACAGCCACCAAUUGGCUUUCAAACUUCAUUGUUGGCUUGGCAUCUCCAAUCUUGUUGGAUCAAAUCAAGUGGAAGACGUACUUGAUACCGGCAUCAUUUUGUUUCUUGUCCUUCUUUGCUGUAUGGUAUUUGUUUCCUGAAACUAAAGGCUUAUCUUUGGAAGAAAUGGGAUCGGUAUUUGAUGACAAAUCAUCCAUCUUUUCCUAUCAUGGAGCAGGAAUUGGGGGAGGCGCCAAUGGAAACGGCAGCAGCAGCCUCAGCAUCCAUUCAAAUUCCAACUACGGAUCAACACAGGAGCGAAGAUUAUCCAAUACUGAAUUUGUUACUGACUCGGUACAAACAGCAGCUUCGAUGGCUAGAAAUCCAGCAACUAUGCGUCCCGAAUUGGAUGAUAAUAUCAUCGCUGGGGCUAGUACAUCUUACUUGUCCUCAGGACCAUCUUCGGGAAUAAAGCCAGUUAAAUCAGACGGCACUUCAACCGCAUCCAUUGAUGGAUCAGCCACCGCUUCCGAUGCCAUCAUACAAGAAAUCGAACCUCCUUCAUUUGAAGAUAUUUUGUUGUUUAAAGUUAAGGAACAAUCAAGGCCUUUCUUUUUCGUUGAAUGGUUUAAAGGAUCGAAAAAGACAGCAGUGACUGACGAAGAAAGUAGAUUGUUGCAGUAG
Lodderomyces margitis is the source of this 1878-nucleotide messenger RNA. RefSeq names its product Hgt3p (gene HGT3). The record is from RefSeq and is a predicted model, not a curated record. Gene Ontology annotation, cellular component: membrane. Gene Ontology annotation, biological process: transmembrane transport; carbohydrate transport. Gene Ontology annotation, molecular function: carbohydrate:proton symporter activity. Lineage: Eukaryota; Fungi; Ascomycota; Pichiomycetes; Serinales; Debaryomycetaceae. The transcript has a single exon. The coding region runs from base 1 to 1878 and encodes 625 amino acids.